AUGCGACUCCAAGACUUCCCGACUCUCAUCACCACCGAGAUCGCCUCUUAUCUACCCCUGCGAGAUGUUGUGAUCCUUGCCCACCAGUCCGCUACGCUCCAUUACGCAUGUAUACCACAGCUACGGCGAGCCCAUCGACAAAUACAGCUAAGCUCAUUAGAAGAUUGCUGCCAUGGCUUCCAAAUUCUUCUUUGGACACUACGCUGGCCCGCCCUAGGCCAGUAUGUGCGUCAUAUCGAGAUGAACACCUCAUAUGGAGGGGACUACUGCUUCGAUAUACCCCGCCCCACCAACACGCGCUCGCUAUCCGACAACGACACGAAUCUCCUCAAGGACGCUAUACGUCGGGCGGGGUAUGAAAAGGCCGAAUUUGAUGAAAUGUGGCUACAGAUAUCGACUAUCCCUGAAGAUGCCUCCACAGCAUAUACAUCGAUGAGCUUCACCACAGAUGAGGAAAAAGCCCGUGUUACUCCGUGGGCUCAGGCAUUGGCCGCGAUAUUUAUCUCAACAUCGCCCAAUCUUGAGUCUUUUGCUUUCGCUCCAAUCUCUUGGAUGCCGGGCGUUACGUGGGAGCCGAGAUAUGUCUUGAAGGAGUUUCUGGCAAAUUCCUGUCGGUAUGCGGAGAGCUUCUGUGCCCAGGGCUUAGAGAACUUACGCUGUGUUAGGCUUUUGCCUUGGGGACGACAUACGCAUAGUAUAUACGCCGGUUAUCCGUUGUCUGUCAGUAUAAAGCUGGUUGGGAAUCUACCCGCAGUGCAGACUUGCUGGAUCGAGGAUGUCCAAUCUCUUGAUGCCAUCGAGGUGCUGGAACCUGCAUCUUGUCAUUUUAAGACCAUCCGCAUUCAUCGGUCGUGUCUGGGCUUUCGGACCUUGGGGAAUGUCAUUCGCUCCUGCAAGAAACUGGAAGAAUUCGAGUAUUCUUUUGGUUCUUUCCAGACCGAGGAUUGGAAGUCGGUUAUAUACGGUCACGACUUGCUGGAUGCGCUGUGCAGCCAGGCAGAGACAUUACGCGUCUUGCACCUGGAUCUGGGGGCUCAGCAAACCGAUGUGAAGAUUAGAAAUUAUGGUCACACCGGCGAAGACACCGCAGGACUGGCGGAUUUGAGUGCCAUGACUCAUUUGGGCCUCGAUAUGGACUUGUUGCUAUACUUUGCGCGGGGGUUGACCGGCAGCGAUGACGACGGUCACUUCUCGUUGAUAGAACAACUGCCACCUCAGCUAGAGUGUCUUACCAUCUAUGGGUACCAGCCAGGAAUGAAUGCACAAUGGGAUGAGGUGCUAGAGGAGUUGAAGGAGACGAUCGUCGAUGGAGACGAAACUGUGUUUACACUGCGUGGGGUCGACGAAUACCUUCGACAUCCCAUGAACAAUGCUUAG
This is a messenger RNA of Penicillium subrubescens, 1377 nucleotides long. RefSeq lists its product as uncharacterized. Bases 1 to 1377 code for a protein of 458 amino acids. The record is from RefSeq and is a predicted model, not a curated record. The transcript has a single exon. Lineage: Eukaryota; Fungi; Ascomycota; Eurotiomycetes; Eurotiales; Aspergillaceae.